Messenger RNA from Oryzias melastigma (Indian medaka), 4209 nucleotides. RefSeq names its product one cut homeobox 2 (gene onecut2). The coding region runs from base 282 to 1892 and encodes 536 amino acids. Gene Ontology annotation, molecular function: RNA polymerase II cis-regulatory region sequence-specific DNA binding; DNA-binding transcription factor activity, RNA polymerase II-specific. Gene Ontology annotation, cellular component: nucleus. Gene Ontology annotation, biological process: regulation of transcription by RNA polymerase II. The transcript is spliced from 3 exons. The record is from RefSeq and is a predicted model, not a curated record. NCBI's taxonomy places the organism in Eukaryota, Metazoa, Chordata, Actinopteri, Beloniformes, Adrianichthyidae.
GGGGACCGUGGACAGCUCCCGACCGGAGCACAGAGUGAGCCAGGAGGAGGAGAGGGCUGGAUAUGGGGGAGCCGGCGCACGGGCCCGCACGAUCCAGAUAAGACAGGCGUUUUCAUGUGCGCACUCCGGGGAGAAGACACAAAGAGACGCCCUGAGGACGCAGGAGGAGUGAGGAGACCGCGGGAGCACGGCUGCUGACCCAUCCCGGCGCGCGCGAGCGAGGAGGAGGAGGAGAAGGAGAAAGAAUUGCGCUCCCCCUGAUGGACUGAGAGGACAGAUGAAUGAAGACUGCCUACACUAACGCCUAUCGAUGCCUGGCCAAGGACCUGGACGCUUACGCCAUGAACACGGACAUGACAAUGGACGGCAUUGGCAGCCUGCAUGGCGGGGUGUCGGUGAGCUCCGUGGCCCCUGACGCGGAGCUGAUGAGCGGCCACAGCCCGCAUCACGGCCGCGGAGGCGCGUCGGUGGCGGCCGGGGGACCCGGAGCGGCGGCGGCGGCUGCGGCGGCGGCGGCGUCCACCCUGCGGAUCCACCAGGACCUGGCCGCCGCCGCCGCGUCCUCGCGCUCGGCCAUGGUGUCCGGCAUGGCCAGCAUCCUGGACGGCAGCGCGGAGUACCGGCCGGAGCUGUCGCUGCCGCUGCACCACGCCAUGAGCGUGCCCUGCGACACCUCCUCUCCCGGGAUGGGGAUGAGCGGCACCUACACCACCCUGACGCCGCUGCAGCCGCUGCCCCCCAUCUCCACCGUGUCAGACAAGUUCCACCACCACCAUCACCACCACCAGCGGCUCUCCGGGAACGUCAGCGGGAGCUUCACUCUGAUGCGGGACGAGCGGGGACUGCCGGGCAUGAACAACAUCUACAGCCCCUACCACAAGGACCACAUGUCCGGGAUGGGUCAGAGCCUGUCCCCGGUGCUGGGGAACGGCCUGGGGUCCAUUCACAACACCCAGCAGGGUCUCCACAACUACGGCUCCACCACGCACGGCGGCCACGACAAGAUGCUGAAUUUUGACGCGCACCACACGGCGUCCAUGCUGGCCAGAGGGGACCACCACCACCAGCACCGGGGCCUCGGGGGCCCGGCCGCAGGGAUGAUGCCGCACCUGAACGGCAUGCACCACCCGGGACACCCGGCCGCCUCCUCCGCGGGCCACCACCCCCACCCCCAUCUCCAGUCUCCAUCCCACGGGCCCGUUUUGGCUUCAACCCGGGAAAGACCGCCCUCCUCCUCGGGGACGCAGGGGGGUAACAGCUCGGGUCAGCUGGAGGAAAUCAACACCAAAGAGGUUGCGCAGAGGAUCACGGCAGAGCUGAAGAGGUACAGCAUCCCUCAGGCCAUCUUCGCUCAAAGGGUGCUGUGCCGCUCCCAGGGGACCCUGUCGGACCUCCUGAGGAACCCCAAACCCUGGAGUAAAUUAAAGUCCGGCCGGGAGACUUUCAGGAGGAUGUGGAAGUGGCUGCAGGAGCCCGAGUUCCAGAGGAUGUCGGCCCUCAGACUGGCAGUUGCGAGCUGUCGCAGCCCAGUGAGAUACAACCCUUACUCCAACGUUCCUCACAGUGACACUGAAGCCAAGGUAACCCAUGCUGUAUAUUCAACUUGCAAACGGAAGGAACAGGACACGGCGAAGGACCGCAGCAACACACCAAAGAAGUCGCGACUUGUCUUCACCGACCUGCAGCGGCGCACCCUGCUGGCCAUCUUCAAGGAGAACAAGCGUCCAUCCAAGGAGAUGCAGCUCACCAUCUCACAGCAGCUGGGGCUGGAACUCACCACCGUCAGCAACUUCUUCAUGAACGCCCGCCGCCGGAGCCUGGACAAAUGGACAGACGAUGGAGCCAGCCCCGGCGCCCAAUCUUCAGCGUCCAGCACUUGUACCAAAGCAUGAUAGGAGAGGGAGGGGAGCCACGGGAUGGGCGUGGUUUUGGGGCGGGAUGGGUGGAGAUGACGGGGGAGGGGAUGAGGGUCAAGGCUUUGUCCGGUUAAAGCGAGGAGGAAAACCAAACUUUUUACAAUAUUUUUGUUUGUCUGUUGUGCUUUCCUCGAGGGUGACAAACUGAGAGAGGGGCUGCUCACUGCCACCACUUGUAGCCAAACCGCCUUUUGCAAAUUUAUCAUGAAUCCAUAUGGAAGCUUUAAAACACACAAACCUCACUGGGGGCAGAAACCUUCAGAAUCAUAGAUUGUCACGGCUGGAGUCUCCUCAUGGACAACAGACUGACACACUAGCCCAAAACCAAAGACUAGAAGACAAUAAAUGUUUUCUAUUAUGCAAUAUAAGCUAGGAAACUACCAAACAAGUUACCAAGAAAAGCUUUAUGACUGCAGAAUGUGACAGAAGCUCUGGGAUUGAAAAAAAAAAUCUUUAUUUUGUUGUUUUGAGACCCUCAGAUGUCCAAAGAAAUGUUGGUUCUCACUCAGAAGUCGGGUUUUGAACCUGAAAAAUAACACUUAGUGGUGGGUUUGAGGAAAACAGGGAGGGUGAGAUUACAUCUAUAAACCAAAGACAUACAGUCAAGAAAUAGAAAAAACUAUAAUCUACAAGAAAACGUGUAGAUUAUAAAGUUACCAGAUUUAGAAUUCAUGGUUUGCUAACUGAACUUAUUGAAAGUUGCUCAUCUCUGCAACAUUAUCUCUGUUUGACCUGCGAUGGAAAGUAAUCAAGAGUUAGUCAGAAUCUCCCUGUCUCCACUUCAAACAAAAAAGAUUUGACUCUUUAAAGCGGCUGGUGAGAAUUUCCACAAUUUAGGACAAAAUAUGCAAGCACAAAUGCUCAAACUCAAAUUAACAAAUUCUUCACAGUUUGAACAGCCAAGCUCUUAGCAGAUGUAGCUCUCAGUGGGGAGUCAUUGUGGUUCAUUUUCAUAGAAAUGUGAGCACAACCCUAAAGCACAUUUUCUUUGCAAUAGAGCCGGGGCCUGUACAGCCGAGCCGAGUGGUCUUCACAUCUUAGAAAACUCAGGAUGCCAUUUUUUCUAAACAGUGGCUGAAAGCCAUUCGGCGCCUGUCACUGCAUGCUGUACUGUACAAAUGUGCUAACACACAAAUAGGAUUGCUUUAUGGAAAGACACGCAACUUUAAAGAGUCAUUUCUUGAUUCCCCACCCUGACCAUCAGCUAAACAAAGCUAAGCUCCAGAUCAGCCCGGGUUCAUCCACCCAUCCCUGUAACCACUCAUCCACCGGGCCAUGCUUUCCACAGGCCAUCUGAGCACCACGACUGUCUCCGUCCCUCAUUCAGAGGAACGCUGAACCAAAAAGCUCCAACCAUGAUUUCCAAAUCUGAGGUUAAAACCAGAGUUCUGCACCACUCAUGCAGACUUUAACUGAACCAAAGACUAAGUUUCACAUGUUAGUACUCUGAUUUCUGACAGAAUACGCUUUAGAAUGAGGUUUUGCUUUUGCUUUUGCUGCAAACUCAGAUGCUUUCGGAAGGUUUCUCCUGCCUUCACAGCCACAAACGGCAGACCCGCCACACCACCUGAACCUGCAGAGGACGAACUGUCCAGGCGCAUCAGGGCCUUUGUAAUAAUUAAAGAGGACAAUCUAAAGACGAUGCCUGGCAGGUCCGUUCCUUCCAGGAGGUCGGUGAGCGGGAAAACCUCACAUUUAACACAAACCUCAGUCAUUCAUUUGAAUUACUUUCAUCAACUCAUUGAGAGGGAAAACAUGAAACAGACUCCAGAAUGACAGGAAAAACAUCUGCUUCUAGUAACAAAAUCAAGUCAUUGGUGGAGUUCUUUUAGUGUCAUUCAUUCAUUAUGAAUAAUUAUGUCCUUUAUGGUUUUAGGCUGUUUUAUUUGGAUGUAGUACUUUCGAAUGUGACGUAGGAAUUAGUGCAGACUACAUUUCUCUGUUCUGUUUCAGCAAACUUCACCCUCUACUUUCACCCCAUCAAUCAUCUUUCACUGAAGCUACCAAACCAAAAAUCAAAUGUAAGAACGCAAAAGUAACCAAACCAAAGCAAAGGCGUCAGUCAGCAGCCCCUGCUCCUUCCAAAUCCAGGCUGAGAUUUGGCCUGGUUAGAAGCAGCCAAAGGCUUUAGGAACGCUUUAACCUAAAAAUGGACACUUGAGACUUUUUCUAUUUAUUGACAAAUCGAAACCAAAGAAAAACCUUUUUCUGCACCUAACUGUUCCAACAAAUGGAAGAAACUGACUGAAAAUGGAAGAAAAUUAUUACCAAACAAAGAAAAAGACAAAAAAAA